CUUUUUUUUCCCCCCUGUUUUGCAUGGCUGUAGACCAUGGCCACUUUCGUCUGCAGGGUUCAGUUCUUAGACGACACCGAUCCGUUCAACAGCACCAACUUCCCCGAACCCACCCGACCCCCCGUCUACACUUUCCGAGAGGACAUCCCUCUGAUCAAUCAGAUCGCCGGGGUCCACCGGCUGCUCAGAGCUCCCCACAAGAUUGAUGACUGUGCACUGCAGCUGUCCCACAAUGGCACCUAUCUGGAUUUGGAGUCCACAGUGGCAGAACAGAAGGAUGAAAUGGAAGGCUUCUUGGAGGAUCCUGGGAGGGGAAAGAAGCACAGCAUGAUCCUGCGGACGCAGCUCUCAGUCAGAGUCCAUGCCUGUAUUGAAAAACUCUACAAUUCUAAUGGACGGGAGCUGAGAAGAGCCCUCUUUUCCCUCAAGCAGAUUUUUCAGGAUGACAAAGAUUUGGUCCAUGAGUUUGUCGUUGCUGAGGGUCUAACAUGCUUGAUAAAAGUAGGAGCAGAGGCAGACCAGAACUACCAGAAUUACAUCCUGAGAGCUCUGGGCCAGAUUAUGCUGUAUGUGGAUGGGAUGAAUGGAGUGAUAGGACACAAUGAAACCAUCCAGUGGCUCUACACGCUCAUAGGGUCAAAGUUCCGUCUGGUAGUGAAGACAGCUCUGAAGCUGCUGCUGGUGUUUGUGGAGUACACAGAGUCGAAUGCCCUGCUCCUCAUCAAGGCUGUGACCAUAGUGGACAAGAAAAGAGGUGUGAGAUCGUGGUCGAACAUCAUGGAAAUUUUGGAUGAGAAAGAUGGGAUUGACACAGAGCUGCUCGUCUAUGCCAUGACGUUAAUAAAUAAGACAUCGGCAGGGUUGCCUGAUCAAGAUUCCUUCUACGAUGUCAUUGACUGUCUGGAAGAACAAGGGAUGGAAGCAAUCGCUCAGAGACAUUUGAGCAAAAAAGGAACGGACUUGGAUUUAGUCGAACAAUUUAAUAUUUAUGAGAUGACACUAAAGCAUGAAGACGGAGAUGACAAUAGUGUAGCUCCGAGUGGGCGCAAGGAACGGAGAAGGUCAAGCCUUGGCUUGAACGAACGGCGCGGUUUAGAACGGCGGAGAAGCCGGCGGCAUUCAGUGCAGAACAAAAGCUCAGUGUCUGCCCCUGUGAGCCCUUGCAGUCCUCUGUCUGGACAUUUGAGCCAAACUGCUUCCAGCUUCCUUUCAGCCAAUGGACACAGGAAUGAAGAUCUCAAUGAAAAUAAAGGUGAGCAGCCCGUGAUCUGCCCUGCUGAUGAAUCAAACCAGUCUGACAGCGUGUUUGAGACAGAUCAAGGCACAGCACACGAUGUAGACGAGGAUUGUGAAGAAGGAGCAGAGGAAGAGCAACCAGUCACUGAACCUAAUACCGAAGAUGAGGGGGAUGAAGAGCCCUCUUGUCAGGUCCAGAAAAGUGAGUUGAAGCCAGACACAGCAAACAAACGUGCAGAAAUUAGUUCCCAGAGCUCAAAAUAUAUAGCAAACUUUAUCCCUCUUUCUGAAGAGAAAGGACCUUCUUCCCAGCAUUACACGUAUCCAUCCACCAGUUCUUCCUCACUAUCUCAAUCACCCAGUUCACCUAGUGACUACCAGCAUCCUUCAUCAUCAUUCCUAUCACCAUCUGUUGCUACCCAUCUAUCUCCAAACAGUUCUCAACUUUCAUCAGCAAACGCUACCCCAGCUGUGUCUCCAACCAUUGAGAAGCUGCCAUAUGUUCCCCACUUGCCUUUCCACCUCUUCUCUUAUGAUCUGAGUGAACCUCCUACAAGGGUCAAAGAAAAAGAAGCAGAGAUGAGAGAAAACAGUCAGUCAGAAUCUUCAUACAUGAACAAAUAUAAUGACACCUUUGAACCUUAUACUUCCAGGUUUUCUUCCAAUAGAUACAGCAACUAUGGCAGCAGCAGCUACACCCCGUCACGACCUUACCCUGGGCUCAGCGCUGCCACCACCCCAACCUCUCGCUAUGGGACCGCUAGCUCACCUGCUCCCGAGACUAAACCUGACAGGCCAGCGUUGGGUGGUCUUCUGUCCUCAUCAUACCGACAACAUCAGGAGUCGCUUGCAGCUGAGCGAGAGAAACGCCGGCAAGAGAGAGAGGAAAGACUGCAACGGAUAGAGCGGGAAGAAAGGAACCGAUUCAGUCGGGGCUACGUAGAAAAAAGAGAAGAACAGAGAUUGGCAAGAGAAGAAAGAUACAAGUACGUGGAGAAGCUCGCGGCGGAGGAGUACGAGAAGGAAGCGAGGAACCGGGCUCCCCGGGCACGCAGCGACCUGUCCUUGAGCCUGAGUUCGCCCGUGGCUCCAUCGACCCAGGCCCCAAAGUCCGUGAUUCCCUCGUCUACAGAAUCUCAGGAGGAGCCAGAGACACCAUCAGCCACGUGCGAUUCCCCGCAGCCUGUUGAAUCCUCUGCCAGUGAGAAGGAGCCUGAACCUGAGCCAGAGCCCGAGCCUGAGCUGGAGCCUGAAUCAGAAGCUGAACGAGAAACGGAGGGGGCCACAGAGACAAGAGCCGCAGAGCUGGGACCGGAGCUGGAGAACGAGCAGGGACCUGAGCGCGAUGCGGAGGAGAAUGCGUUGCUGAGCGAAAAGGAGAGGCAGAAUGAGGAAGUGAAUGAGAAAGACAACUGCUCAGCAUCCAGCAUCUCUUCAGCCAGCAGCACUUUAGAAAGAGAAGAAAGGGAAGACAAAGUGACCAGUGACAAUGAAAACGGACAAUGGACGCAGAGCAUCAAAGAAGUCAGUGUAAAUGAUCAGUGCAGUAACAUUCUCAACAACAAGCGCUUCAUGCUGGACAUGUUGUACUCUCAGAACAAAAAGGCAGAGGAUGAGGGAGAGGCAGAGCUCAAUGAUAAAGAGAAGGAAGAAAAAGAAGAGUCUUUGGCAAGCUUGGCGAGCCGGAUCUCUAUCCUACAGGCCAACAAACAAGCCUGUGAAGAAAAUGUGAAGAAAAUGGAGAUUGACCAUUUAGAGAACCAAGGGAGCGUGAGGGCUUUUACUGAGAAGUUCAACAGUGGUGAGAUAAGCAAAGGAUCAGGCUCGUCUGAUUCUGAAGUGGCUGAGAAGGCUGUGGAUAAAGUGGCAGCACAGCCUAAAAAGGAGUCUGAUUAUAUUUGGGAUCAACUGAUGGCAAAUCCCAGGGAACUGAAAAUCAAAGAUAUGGACUUCACAGAUUUGGAGGAAGAGGAUGACGUGAACGUGUUAGACAUGGAAUGUUUACUUAGUUCUGGAGACUCGAUACUUCCUCCCCCACCUCCUCCGCCCCCUUUUAUGGGCAUGCCUCCUCCGCCCCCUCCACUUGGGUGCCCGCCUCCUCCACCGCCUCCUCCAGUGCCCGGUAUGUGUUUGCCCCCAGCCCCACCUAUCCGGGUCCCUCAGUGUCCUGUCCCUCACCUAACCAGGGGUGAGCCGACAUUCCUGAAGAAGAAGAAGACCAUCAGGCUGUUUUGGAAUGAACUCCGACCAAUUGACUGGCGAUACAAGAAUCAUAAACGAUGCAAAGAGACCCUUUGGGCCCGACUGGAGCCUGUGAAGGUGGACAUCUCCAAGCUAGAACAUCUCUUUGAAUCAAAAUCCAAAGAAAUACCAGUUACUAAGAAAAGUGCAUCGGAUGGGAAGAGACAGGAAGUCAUUGUGUUAGAUUCAAAGAGGAGCAACGCCAUUAACAUUGGAUUGACAGUAUUACCCCCUCCAAGAACAAUCAAAACAGCUAUCCUCAACUUUGAUGAAUAUGCCUUGAACAAGGAAGGUAUAGAGAAAAUCUUAACCAUGAUUCCUACGGAAGAGGAGAAGCAGAAGAUCCAGGAGGCCCAACUGCUGAAUCCUGACAUUCCCUUAGGCACCGCAGAGCAGUUCCUUCUUACCUUGUCCUCCAUCAGUGAGCUCUCAGCUCGACUCCAGCUCUGGGCUUUCAAACUGGACUAUGAAACAGUCGAGAAGGAAGUUGCAGAACCGUUACAGGACCUGAAGGAAGGAAUGGACCAGUUGGAGAACAAUAAAUCCUUAAGAUAUAUCUUGGCUACAUUACUGGCAAUUGGAAACUUCCUAAAUGCAUCAAAUGCUAAAGGCUUUGAGCUGGGCUACUUGGCGAAGGUUCCAGAAGUGAAAGACACUGUCCACAAGCAGUCUCUGCUCCACCACACUGCUACUAUUGUGGUGGAAAAGUUUCCAGAUAGUUCAGACCUGUACUCAGAGAUCGGGGCCAUCACUAGGUCAGCCAAGGUUGACUUUGAUCAGCUCCAGGAAAAUCUUUGCCAACUGGAGAGGAGGUGCAAAGCCUCGUGGGAUCACCUGAAAGCUAUUGCAAAGCAUGAAAUGAAACCUGUCCUGAAGCAGAAAAUGUCUGAGUUCCUGAAAGACUGUGCCGAGAGAAUCAUCAUUUUAAAAAUUGUUCACAGAAGAAUAGUAAAUAGAUUUCAUGCAUUUCUGCUGUUUAUGGGCCAUCCCCCAUAUGCCAUCCGAGAAGCCAGCAUUCACAGGUUCUGUAAGAUAAUCAGCGAGUUUGCCCUGGAAUAUCGCACCACCAGAGAGAGAGUCUUACAGCAAAAGCAGAAGAGAGCCAACCACAGAGAAAGAAACAAGACCAGGGGCAAAAUGAUCACAGAUACUGAUGAUGAAGAUGAUGGUGAGACAGGAAAGUUCUCCACCAACACCACCAACGCCUCGAGCAGCAGACAGCCACAAGGACUCCAGUACGCAGAAGAGGCAGCAGAACACGAGAACAUGAAAGCCGUACUCAAAACGUCCUCGCCCAGCGGAGAGGUCGCUACCUGUGUGCCAGGCACGCGCACACGAACAAGAGCCAACAGAGGCCGUGUUGGAUCCUGGAACCCGGGUAACGAUGAUUCUCCAAAUGCCACAGAUGAUGCUGCAGAUGAAAUUAUGGACCGGAUUGUAAAGUCUGCCACCCAAGUGCCAAAUCAGAGAGCGGUGCCGAGAGAGAGGAAACGCUCACGAGCAAACAGGAAGUCUCUAAGAAGAACACUAAAGAGUGGCUUGACACCAGAGGAGGCCAAAGCACUGGGUCUGGUGAACACCUCCGAGAUGCAGGUGUGAAGUGACUGAACACGAGCCAAGGCAGGAAACACCACUAAUAGCACCUGGGCAAGGCAUGACACAGCACGGCUAAAAACAUCCAGCUGGCAACCAUUGGCUGCUCUGGGCAUCCAGUCACUACCCAGCUCACUCAUCGUAUGACACAUAUGAGCGACGAGAGCUUCAAAGGGAUGUUGAAUAUUGGCACUAAAAUUCUGAGAGUUUUUUUUUAAAAAUCAGGAUUGUUCAGAAAUAUUUAUACCUAGAUAAAAGUAUUGCUUUUUGUUUUGUUUUUCUAAUUGACAGGGUUAGAAAAGUAAGCUGUUGUACGAGAUAUGUUGUACGAAAUAUGUUUACGUUGGCUUUUCUUGUGGCCUACUUAUGUAGCAAUACCAUGCACCAAGUCAGUGUAAGCACCAGACCUUAAGGAGACAGUAUGUUGAAGUUUGCUGGAUCAACCCCAGCCAUGUGUUGGAACUUUAAACAGAUGUCGUCUAACCUGCACCAAAAAGCAUUGAUGUGAUCCAGCGUAGUCUAACUUAUACACACAAAAAUACAUUAGUUGAACAGAUAACCUUGAGUUUUCCAAAGUUAUGUGUUUGUGGCCCAGUACAGUGAAAGCAAACUUCUUUUCUAGAAUAUUAUUGGCAAAGAUAGGUAUUAAAUAUAGUGAAGUACAGGCUGGACCAGUUAGGCAGCAGAGGAUUCUGAAACAGCAUCAGGAACAGUCGUGUUCAUUGAAGUCCAAGUCAGUGCAAAGAUCGUCAAGAGGCAGUAUGUCUAUGAAGAAGACAUAAUUGCAAUGAUCAUUAAAAGUGUAUUAAAUGACUUGCCUUUAUAACUAAGGCCUGAAAAUCUGACUGAUUUGAUUGUAGGUUUUUUUAAAUGGAGACAACUGAAGUAUCUUAAUAUUCCUGUACAGCCCAUCCCUAAAGCUCAGUGACACAGUGUGGACUGCCGUAUAAUCAGUGAGUUUUGUCACCUCUGCCUGUUUGCACUGGGAGGGAAGGGCCUAUCCUGUCUUGACAUUUUAAUGUUGGUCAGAGAGUCCAGAAUCUCAAUGAACCCAACUCCUGAUGGCCAUGAUUUGUACUUCCUAGUAGUUUCUGAAGCACAGCCAAUAUUGAUAAUAGAUAGUCCUCAGCUCCACUCAAUUCUUACUGAAACCUCAGAGAUGGCAAAGGCUAAAGCAAGGGAGAGUUGGACAAGAAGGAGAUUACCCUCCCCAACCCCCACAAAGUGUCCAAAAGUGAUAAUCCCAAAAAGUAUUAUAGUGAAAUAAAAGUGGUGUAUAGAGUGCUAGAGAGUGGAGGCCAGGUCAGCUGGUUGCAAGCCAAGAUCAGAAGUGAAACCUUCCAGACCAGCAGACAAUCCACAAUUUCCUGGCCAGUAAACUCAGCUGCUGUUUGAUUUCACCUGAUUAUGAUGAUAGGGGCUGAGUAUGGGGUACUCUUGUUUAGUAUACAUGGGGUAGGCAGUAUGAGGUGUUGUAGGGUUGAACACAACUGCAACAAGUUUUCCUUCUGCCAGCUGAGCUGAAGUGUAACUUGAACUGCACCACUGUGUGGAUUCACCAUGACUGCGUCUAAGAAGCUCUUCAACCACAAGAUGAGGAAAAGGCUCAGUGUUUUACCUAUAAAUGGCAUGAUAUAACGAAGGGGGUAAGGGUACUAUGAGAGCAGAAGGUAGAUAGAGGUGCAGGGGUGUAGUUUGGUGCAGUCAAUCAUGUUGAAAUGCCUCAAAAAAGUCAAGCUUGGACUUUAGGGUCAAUCAUUUUCCAGGAGGCAUGCAAUAAGAUUACACAUUAAAACAGUUCAAUGAUCUGCAGUUAAUUUUCAGGUCAGUUCCGUUGUUCAGCCUCUGACUCAACAGUCACCUAUCAAUACAUUUGUGCUCAGGCUUAUGUAGAUAAUGGGAUGAGGAUUAGCAGUCUCACUGUGAUUGAAUUUAAUGCAUAGUCAAAACAAAACUCAAACAGGCAUAUAGAUAUUUUUCAUUCUUUCAAAGAGGACCGACCUAUGGAAUGGGAUAAUAAAGUAACAUUUCAUUUUAUAAUCAAGCACAAAAUAAGAACAGCACAUGAUCAGCAUUACCUAUAUGUACCAGAUCAGAGAGAGCCAUAGCAUAGUAAUACUAUUGAGGGGUAGAGACAACAAAACUUGCAUUUAUAUUGCAUCCUUCACAUUGCGGUGUCGUGUCUUGGAGUGCCUAGGUUUAGUCGUGUCUCCUACAUCUUUGUGCCCCUAGAUUGCUGGCCUAAAUGCAAGUCUUAUUCACCGCAUGAAAAUUUGCUUAUGGAUUUGCAGGUAUACAGCGUAGAACCCUAAAACAGGUUAGUGAGUCCAUGAGCUAAGGUGGGGUGGGCCAAGAUUUGUGCACGUUUUCACAUGUAAUGAGUUAUCUGAUGCCUUGGAGAAGUUUAUCAUUUGUUAUUUUUGGCCCAGCAGUGAGAUUUGAAAAUCUCCAUGGUUGUUUCAAUAAUAAUAAUAAUACUUGCAUUUCAUAUAGCUCCUAAUCAUGC
Molecule: messenger RNA, 7576 nt
Organism: Callorhinchus milii (elephant shark)
Lineage: Eukaryota; Metazoa; Chordata; Chondrichthyes; Chimaeriformes; Callorhinchidae
Product: FH1/FH2 domain-containing protein 3
Biological process (GO): cortical actin cytoskeleton organization; actin filament network formation; sarcomere organization
Cellular component (GO): cytoplasm; cytoskeleton
Molecular function (GO): actin filament binding
Source: RefSeq, a predicted model, not a curated record